Molecule: messenger RNA, 1735 nt
Organism: Oppiella nova
Lineage: Eukaryota; Metazoa; Arthropoda; Arachnida; Sarcoptiformes; Oppiidae
Source: the annotation of a GenBank genome assembly
AUGACCACAUGUUUGGUGUUUGCAUUCAUUCUCGACAUUCAAUUUGUCGGCAAUUUAUGACAUUAAGUGAUACCACGACUCAAAUUAAGUGUCCACUCAAUCAUCACGUGAACAGUGGUGGCAGUGAUUGAGUGAUUGUGUGGUAAAUAUGUUGAGAUCAAUGGUGACACUCAAUGCAAACCUGAACUGCAAAUGUGUUUCGAUGCCGAAGAAUGUGUGGCCAAUGAGUGCCAAUUGGUGUCAAUACUCGACACAACUAUCACCACAAUUGGUGCCAAACGAGAAGUUCAAUGCAUUUGUGGCGCAAAUGAAUGCCGAGAAACGGAUGGCAAACAGGUAUCUGUUGAUUGAAGACAAGUGCAACUCUUUGGCGAAACUCAAUGCUCACAAUUUGUCACAACUUCUGGACACUCGUGUCAAUCACAUCCAUCGCUGGAGUUUCAACCAAAACAGCUGUGCUUUAGUUGAGUUAAAUGAAGACAAUUAUUAUCUUCGACGAGACAUCAGAAGGAACUUUGGUUGCGAUGACAGCCGACGAUCACAACUCACAGUGAAGACCAAUGGUCUCAAGUUUAUUACACUUAAGACGUGUCCGAGACUAUCGCCCAAUAAGACAAAUAGUGGUAAUAAUGAUGUGAUCCGUGAGAUGACUACCAGAAGGAGAGACGCCUCUUAUCUGAACACUAAUUAUUUGAGACAAAUAAUGAAGACUAAUGAAGAGUUGCUCUCAUAUCUGGUUUAUGGCAAACACUUCGAUGUCUUGGAUCUUAAGCUUAGGUUUUAUAUUAUCUCACAAUUAGAGCAAUAUAUCUGCCAUACAUUCUUCAAGAACCACCAAAUACUGCCUUUUGGAUCGUCCAUCGCUGGUCUGGGAACUCCUAACAGUGACUUAGACUUAGUACUGGUUCCCAAUAAGUUAUCCGAAGACCAGUUGUCCAGAGAGGGUGAUCGACAGCGGUUGACAACAAACCUCAAUCUAAUCGCAGAUCUAUUGCAACAUUCAGUCCCAUAUUAUUCCCAUUUCUCGCGUAUACUAAAGGCUCGGAUUCCGAUCAUUAAGUUUGGCUUUGAAUUGGCGCCCAUUGACAUCGACCUCUCCAUCGAGAUAUCACCACAUUCUGUCCACUCCGGGGUCUAUAUGUCUGCAUAUCUGAAUCAUUGUAUUCUUCUGCAUCCAUGUGUCAGAGAUUUGAUACUUUUGUUAAGAGUUUGGGCCAAACAGCACAAGCUAUUAAAACCGAAGAACUGGUCCACACAUAUAGUAUACAACGGGUUCACAUCGUUUCAAUUGACAGCUUUAGUCAUAUACUUCCUUCAGAAGCAAGAGAUUGUGCCACCGAUGAGACAAUUCCUAAGCCAUACAUCUGAUCGCUUCAUCCUAAGCCGUCGAGACGUGUCGACUCUGGAACUAUUGUCCGAAUUCUUGGAGUUUGUGCUGUCGUUGAGGUGUGAAUGGGAGGCCAUCUCUAUACUGGACGGCACGACGUUCCCGAACCCCGAGCCCCACCUUCCCAUUUGGAUGCAAAACCCUUUCCAAACUGAGCUCAAUAUGUGUCGAAACAUAACUCCCGUUAAAUUCGAUAAGUUCUUAGAAAUCACUCAUUUGUCGUCAGAAAUCAUGAAAACCAAAGCAUUUAAUUUAGUCGACAUUUUUGACAAAGACUUGCACAUGAAUUCGUACGCAAACGGAUCCAAGACUUCGAGAAUUGAUGUCGAAAAUCUGUUUAUAGAUUAA